AUGGGCCACGAACAGUACGGACAGUACGAAAGUAGUAGUGAAACGGAAGUAGAUGUAACCCCGCCCCAGCAAAAUAGAAUGCCGAGGGCUGGCCGGAUUUCUGGGAAUGGGAGGCUGGUGACCCUGGCUUCUCACCCUUUUCCGAGGAAUGCAUAUGAUGACAGUGACAUGGAAGCAAAAAUCCACCAGCUCGAGCAAGAAGCUUACUGUUCUGUUCUUAGAGCUUUCAAAGCUCAAGGAGAUGCUAUUACCUGGGAAAAGGAAAGUGUAAUAACAGAGCUCCGAAAAGAGUUGAGAUUAUCCAAUGAGGAGCACCGAGAUAUUCUAAGCAGGGUUAAUUCAGAUGAGACAAUCAGGAGAAUAAGGGAGUGGAGAAAAUCGGUUGAGCGUCAAACAGGCAGUCAUCGAUCUAGUCAAGGAGCAGCUGUUCAUGAACCGGCACCGAGUCCUUCAGUCUCAGCUUCUCGUAAAAAGCAAAAGUUACCAUCAUUGCCUUCUCAAUCCUAUGGUGGGCCAUCUCCUUUCCACCCACAGUCGAUGGCUCCAACAAACCAGCCUUUGUCCUUAGCCGCAAAGCGUGGGCCCACGAUGGGCGUGAAGAGCAAAAAGUCAAAAUUUCUGCCGGCAGGAUCAUCCCAGAUGAAAAUGCAGUAUCCCCCGGGUCCCGCAGGAAGAGGUCAAUUUGGUAACCGAAUGUCUUCUGGUGGCCCCAUGAAUGAGCCAGCAGAAGGAGCUCCGUUUGAUCCGUUGAUUGGAAGGAAAGUACGGACCAGAUGGCCGGACGAUAAUAACUUUUAUGAAGCUCUGAUUACUGAUUAUAAUCAUGUGGAGGGCCUGCAUGCUCUUGUUUAUGACUUAGGUACUCCGAACGAGACAUGGGAAUGGGUCAAUCUAUCUGAGAUUUCUCCAGAUGAUAUAAAAUGGGAAGGUGAAGACCCCGGGGUUUCCCGUCAUGGAGGUUUUGGUGGGCCGGGGCAUGGGAUGGGCCGGCCUAGAGAUAAGAAUGGGCCAGGUCCAGGUAGAGGGAGGGGUUUGACCAAAGUUCAACCGAGGAAAGAUUUUCCUCAAUCUCAAAAUGGCAUAGGAAAGAAGGGACUUGAUGAUAUCCGUUUGCUUCAUACCGAUACUUUAAUUAAGGAGGUGGAGAGGGUUUUUAGCGCUAGUCAUCCGGACCCAGUGGAGAUAGAGAGAGCAAAAGAAGUAGUUAAGGAGCAGGAAUUAGCACUCAGUGAAGCCAUUGCAAGGCUUGAAGAUUUAUCUGAUGGUGAAAGUGAUGAGGGUGGUCGUUUUUUGCGCGGGCAAGAGCUGGAUAGAGAAUAA
Molecule: messenger RNA, 1320 nt
Organism: Striga hermonthica
Lineage: Eukaryota; Viridiplantae; Streptophyta; Magnoliopsida; Lamiales; Orobanchaceae
Source: the annotation of a GenBank genome assembly